CGUUAACUUGUAUUUUCAAAAAUGACGGAAUGGCCGCCGAAUGGGUGUCAAAAUAUCAACAAUAAAACAAUGCCAAAACUCAUUAAAAUUAGCACAAUUUGGCAUGGAAUUUAAACAGGAAUAACUCUGCUCCUUGUAGAACAAGACAAAUGGACGUGUCUGAAAAAAACCGUGCAAGAAAUUGCGAGAAAGAAAAAUGCAUUGCCCAUUAUUGGAAGUCGGCGAACAACACUGUCCAAAUAUUGGAACUCGCGAUUAAUACAGGAGUCAAGUCCGUAGCUUUGGGCUCUGAGCAUUGUUUAUUUCUUGGACAUAAUGGCAAAGUUUUCGGCCGUGGUUGUAAUCAACUUGGCCAACUUGGACUUGGUGAUUUUGUCGAUAGAAAAGAUUUGACUGAGAUUGUCUAUUUGUCAAGAAAAAAUGUCGCUAAUGUUGAGUGUGGUAGCAGACACAGUGGGGUUUUGACCGAAGAUGGUCAUGUUUAUUGUUGGGGUGAUGCGGCUAGCGGGCAGUGCGGUGUUGGCGAUAUGCAAAUGGUUAACAAACCGGCUAGGGUGUAUUUUAUCAACAGCCAUGGAAAAGAUACUGCGUCAGUGAUCACGAAGCUUGCAUUUGGGGAAUUACAUAGCUUAGGUUUGAGCAGUAAGGGGCACGUCUGGGCCUGGGGGAGCGGAUCCACUCUCGGGUUGGGAAACAAUUUGGCAAGAGCAUUAACUCCGCAACUUGUUGAGGACUUGAUUGGUAAAAAGGUUAUCAGCAUUGCAUGCGGUAAUUACCAUAGCCUUGCAACAAUUGAUGUUGAGAAUUCUACUAACAUAAGGGCAAAUAAAGAUGCGAAUACUGUAAGUCCAGAUGAACGUGGUAACGGUAAAAAGAGGACAGGGUUUUCGACACGAAUCCGAGUCCCCCUUCGCAAUUAUGCUAAAAACACCACAGUUGAACGUAGCAAUUCUAUGCCACUCACAAGAAAGACCGGCACUUCUCUAGUUAGUUCAAACGAGUCAGAUUGCUCAUCAAGUGACAGCGAUAAUGAUGCUAAAAGUUCAUUAAAAUCUGAUGCAUUAAAACCAAGUGAUGUUAAGAUUAGUGUCUCAAAUGACAGUGAUACGUCAGCAGAGCAAUCGUCACUAUCCGGAUCCCUUGACGCAGGUUUUUCCAAGCUCACAGAUGCUUGGUCUGGGGUAUUAUCAUAUACAAUGUCCUUGACAGGUCAAACUAGUACAACAGAUGGGCGGGUCGUGCCUACAGAUGGAUCUACCACGCCUACAGAUCAGGAGACAGUGCCUAAAAUUAAGCAGAAACAGCCGAAGAUGAAACCGCAAGUGUGCAACCCUGUGUUGGUGCAAGUGUGGGCAUGGGGUAGGGGGACAUUGGGUCAAUUAGGACAUGGAACUACUGAGGAUAAGUAAGUUUAUCAGUCCCAAAGCACCCUGUUUAAACAACGUUUUAAUAAUAGGUCAUAAUGGUCAUUCCAGAGAAGAUCCCCCCCCCCCCACAAAGGAGGAAAUUUCUGUUGUUCUAAGGGGGAGGGGAGAAAAAUUCAUUUCUGACAACUGUUAGUGUAUUACAACAUCUGAAGAGGUUAGGGAGGGUUUCCAGUUUCCUCUCAGGAAUGACCCACAAUAAUAAUAUUUAUUUUUGUUUUGCCAAUUCAAGCUUUUUAUUAUUUUAACUCUUUUUAACCCAUUAUCUAAGAUUCAUCAAUUGCAGAUAGGUUUCAGUGUUUUACUAAUUUCCCCCGAUUGCAGUAACAAACAAUAGAUUAAAUACUAUAGAAGUAACGCCAUAGAAGUAACACCAGAUUAUUUUACAUUGUCUAGUGCCACAUGAUUUCACUUGUCAAGGAGAGAGCAAUCGUGGGUUAACCCUUUAAGCUGCAGAGCUUCCCCAUUGACGAGUAAAAGCGUCUGGUGUUAGACAAGUAAAAAUAAUAAGUUGUUGCUGAUUGUGGCUCAAUGGGUUAAAUAGACAAACAAAAAUAGGGCUCAUUAGAGUACAUUAAAUUGCAGUUUAAUUAAUGGGCCAGACUGCAAGGUCUCUGGUGCAUAAAUGUUCGGGAAUCGAAGUGCAGGCUCUGGUGUGCAAAACAGGUCAUAUAGUUCCCAAGUGCAUAUCAAGGCACAAAAGUAGCCACUCAGACACAUUUCAAAAACAAUGAAAGUUAGAAUGCCUCAAGGGCAGAUUAAAGUGUUGAAAUUGUUAUAGAGUAUACACCCUUUUCAUAAAUGGCUGCCGAUUAAAAAUUCUUUUAUGUGCAUAUAAAUUGGCCCAACUAGCCUCGGACUCAUGUUAAGAUUUCAAAGGAAUUUCUACCCAGAAACGAGGCUAGUUGGGCCAAUUUAUAUGCACAUAAAAGAAUUUUUAAUCGGCAGCCAUUUAUGAAAAGGGUGUAUACCCCAGAUGCACUGAGAUUUCUGCCUAAAAAAAUAUUGAGUGCGACAUUGACAACAGGAAACAUUAGAUAAUUGGGUAGCACCAAUAUUGGGUAGAGUUUUGUUAAUCAUUAACAGUUUUAUACCACAAAAUUAUCCUGCAUUAGCCAGACUUAAAACUAACAAGAUACUGCUCCCUGUUUAACUGUAUGUUUUUAUUUGGUUUACAACAGACCAUAUCCUUGUUUGAUUGACGAGCUUUGUGGAGUUCAUAUUGUCAAAGUUGUUGCAGGCAAUCAUCACUCUCUGGCUUUGACGAGUUAUUGUCAAGUAAGUAUAAACAGACAUUUUGUACUAGCUUUUAAAGUGGGGGUGGGGGGGUGGGUGCAACCCCCUAGCCCUGGCCAGAGGGGGUGCAGGGGGGGUGCUAUUUUUUAUGAUAAAGCAAAAAAAUUAUUAGAGACAAAAUGAGAUACAGUAAUUUGAGUAAUAACAUGAUGAUAAGUGAACUGUGAACAACAAUUACAAUUCAAAUACAGUAGUCAAGCAAGACUUUGCAAUGGUGAAGCAAGUUGAUGGGCGAAUGGCACACAUGACCGACAUCCAUCCCUGAUCAGAUAUAAAGAUUACCUGUAUGAGGUGAAGCCGAGUGUCUUUAGGUCUGAUAAAACACUGCUGCUCAUGUUUUAAAUUGCUUCGAAAAUGAUUGAUCUAGUAAGUACAUUGGCGAAGUAAUUUUCAAAAAAUAUGUUGUGUUAAAUCAAGCGAAAUCUCUAUCACAUAUAAAGAUACGACACGCUUUUGAUUUUUCUUUGUGUUUUUCUCAUGAAUUUUUCAUGAAUGAGUUUUUGAAAUUGAUUUAUUGCACCUUGCAUGCUGCAAAAUAAAAUUACUCUUCAGUGACAAAUUGACAAUAAAAUUAAGUGGAGCAAAAAUGCAUGAGAGUGCUCUUGUAUUCUGUGCCUAUAGCCAUGUUGUUUGUGGUCCACAAUGACAGCUGUUGCAUUGUAAUUUAUUGUUGUUAGGUAUAUGCUUGGGGUGACAACAGUCAUGCUCAACUUGGCAUUAAAAAGAAUGUUAUUAACAAGCCAAGGAAAGUUAAGGUAAAAUUCUAUGCUGUAUCAUACUGUACUGUAACCUUAACCCAUUGAGCCGCAAUGCGUCCAGUGUGCCCUACUUAUAUUUUUUACUUGUCUAAUGCCAGACAAUUUUACUUGUCAGUGGGGAAGGUCUGCAGCAUAAUGGUUAACCAAAAAAUCUGACAAUGUCUCUAGUUAACCUAUUGAGCUGCAAUAUGCCCCAGUGCACCCUACUUAUUUUUUAUGGGGACGCUCUACAGCUUAAUGGGUUAAUACCAGAGUGUUUCGAUAUAUUCAUGUUACCUUAAAUGUUUCAGUCUCUGUCGAAUGUGUUGGUUUGGGACAUUGCAGCAGGAAGCCAUUAUUCCUUGUUUCUUGGUGACAGUUCUCAAAAUAAAACUGAUGUUUAUGUUUGUGGAAAGAAACCAAGGUACUGUAUGUAUUUAUCAAUCAUCUUUUUUUAAAGCUCCACAUUGUAUAUAGCACUGUUUCUUCAAAUGUGGUAUUGUGUAAAUUUAUGAAUAGCAAAGCUGUCUAUCCAUAAGCCCAGAUAACUAAUAACUGCUGUCUUGCCUUUAAUCAGUUAGUAAAAGCCAAAGCCAGCUGUGUGUAGCCAUGGAUUGCCAGAAACUUGUGUACGCAAGCGGACCCAUUUUUUCACACAAUGCGCCAAAAAGUUGCAAUGUUCUCAGACACUUCUAUUUAAUUAAUAUUUUAUAUCAAAAGUUUUCAUAUUAAUUCUGACAAUACCAAGUACGGUACAACGAAAUAUUAAUUGUGCCGUCUACGCCAUCUCCCAAGUCCUAACCCCUUUGCAGCCAUCUCAAACAGUUUUACUCUUUUUUUACAUUCUAGUGGUCUGCCAAUGUCAUGUAUGAGUAGCUUGAUGGAUUAUCGUGACAAUUUCGCGGCUCCUGUUGACCCUGAUGCGUUCUUCAGUCAGAAAAGUCCUUCAAAGAAGGGCGGCAGCAUGUCGAGCUCUAAAUCAGAAACAGACAUUAGUGCCAUUACGACCUUGUCUGAGGGAGUGAAAAUUGGCCAGAUGACCUAUUUUAGAAAGGUAGGUACAAUUUACAAUGUAUUGCAAGUAAAGAGUACAAUAUUGGAUUGUUUCAAGGGAUACUGUAACUAGUUUGAGCGAACGAAGACAGUAAUAAUUAUAAUCAAGGCGGUUUUCCACUAGGCAAAAUUUUUCAACCGAAUCGAAAUUUUCUUUUGUCUUACAAGCACUCAGAUGGAACUAAACAGAAAUCGAUCUUUUGAAUCUGAACAAUAGAAAUUUCGGUUCAAUCGAAACACUUUGCUUAGGCCCCGUUUACUUCGGGACGAAGUCAAACCGGAAUGAAAAUUGAAAUUGUCAAUAUCUUUACAUGAGACCGGUACGAAAAUCACAAAAUUUUUAACUUAUUCCCCUUGCCAGGCAAUUUCUUUUUCAGAUGGCUUUUGUUAGCAUGUGUUGUUCCAAUGUCAAGGUUAUACAGCCGAGACCGGUCUGAAAUGUAUUUCUGUUUACAUUCAUCCCGGUCUGAAUUCAUGCCGGUCUGAAGUCAGUCUGUUCGGUUCAGCAGGCAGAAUGACUUGAGACCGGUCUGAGUUAUUUUCGUCCCGGUCUCAUGUAAACAUCUAUUAUAAAUAAUACUAUGACCGAAACGAAAUGGUCCUGGUUUGACUUCGUUCCGGUCUCAUGUAAACAGGGCCUUAGUGGAAAACCGCCAUAAUAGUAUCAUAUAGCUACCUCGAAAUCCUUUGUUUCGCGAGGGACGAUUAAUGACUAAUUCACCUCAUUGCUAAAACAUGAAUCAUCCCACGGGACGAUUAGUUACUAAUCGUCCAUCUUAGUUAUACUGUACAUAACCUCUUAUACAAGGUGAGUAAAAAAAAAAUGAUACCUUCGCGGCUAAUUUGAAUAACAAAGGUGUCAGUUCUUUUUUACUCACCCUGUACAGAGUGUCCUAAAAAAAGUACCCUCUAUCGAAAUUAUCCUAUUGUUAUAAUUUGAAUGUCUGAGCACUAUGUUGAACGCAAGAGUGCGUAAACACAGUUGAAUUGAAUUUUCAAUCACCAGGCGCAUGAAAUUCUGUGCUUAAUAACAAUAGGAUAAUUUCUAUACAGGGUGUCUCAAAAAAAACCAAAAUCAUUGAAAUAACGUAUUGUUCGAAUUUCAAUGCCGUAACACAAAGGAUUUUGACAGGGUGAUUAAUUUGUUUUAAAAAAUUAAAAUAUCUUUGUAAAGUGAACGUUUGUUUGCUCAUGGGAAUUUAAAAAUGCUUCGUAAAUUGUAAUAUGCGUAAUAUGCAUUCGUGGGUUUAGUACUUUAUGCCUGACAUAACAAGUUUACGCUGAGUAUUACCAUUCAUUAUAGCAGUUAUGUCAAUCUUUUAUGCACUCGUGGGAUUAACUUAGUGCUAGGGCAUUGAAUAUCGAACAAUACGUCAAUUUCAAUGAUUUUGGGUUUUUUUGAGACACCCUGUAGAGGGCACUUUUUGGGGGACACCCUGUAUUGAUGUUCAAUUAAAUAUUUAACAGACAUGAAAAAUCAACCGUAACCUCAUUAACGAACAUCCCAAUAGUCAUUAGUAUCAAAAAGCAAACGCGCCUUUUCACGUACGCAAUUUUGUUGGUCAAACAGAUGGUAAUAGUCAAAUAUACCUUGUUUAGUCUGGUGUCUUGCGUCGGAUUCUUGCACAUGGUGAACAAUGUGUUUGUCUUUCAGUGAGGUAAGCUGGUUUGUUUAAUCCAACACAUUUCUGAAAAUGUACAGUAUACAUAAAUGGUUCUGACAGCAUGUAUUUGUCCUCGCUAAAACUUCACAGUUUGUGUCCCUACACAAAUGGUGAAGUUUUAACGGAGGAUAAAUACAUGCUGUCAGAGUCAUUUAUACUGGUAGGGUAAGCUGGUGUGUUUAAUCCAACACAUUUCUGAAAAUGUACAGUAUACAUAAAUGGUUCUGACAGCAUGUAUUUGUCCUCGCUAAAACUUCACCAUUUGUGUAGGGAGCCGUCACGAUGGAUGGAGAUAGUGGCUGAGAUGGCGAGCAUAGAACGAGCUUUCUACUAUAAACUCGCGUUGGUCUGGCAGUCAAUGUUGGAGCCACUCAUGGUCACAGGUAUAGGUUGCAUACAAGUAUUAUUAUACAUUUCACUUUUGGUACGUUUUUGUACAUGCAAUUUUCAGUACGACUUGCAAGAUUGCAACUUGCCUCAAUCAUCGAUGCAUAACAAAGUCUGUCGAAGUAUUUAGUGUAAUGUUGGCCUGAUUUCAGUUACUGCCUCUUCUGCAUUUUCAAUAUUUGUACAGAGGUUAGUUUUCACGGCAUUUGUCUAUUUACAGUAACUCUGUAUAAGAAUACAGCACAACUGCCACUAUGAACAAACGAAAUGCAGAAUAGGCAGUAACUUACAGUACACUAGGCAAAUUUUACACUAAAUAUUUCUACAAACUAUAUGUUCUGCAACCAGCAGUUGAGUUAAAUUGCAAAUGGCCUAUCAUAUUCUUGGUUUGCAAUUUAUGUAAUGUCAGCCAUGUCGGAGGAGAGCUAACAAAAGAAUCUCAUUAACAGCUAUUGUAUUUGGAGCAUGUUUUUUUCCAACGUGGCUGCCAUGUCUUCCGUCUUGUAAAUCUCAAGAGAUUGAUUGCAAACCACCAAUUUUCUGCUUUUGCGAUUCACAGCAUCACGUAAUACACUGUAAUUUACUGUUUACUGCAUGCAGAAUCUAUAUUUCAACUGGUCAUGCAUUGAUGAUAUGCAAGUAUAUUAAGGCCUUGUCACACUAUUGCGUAUCGUACUAGCGUAUGCCAGCGUAUGAAAAAUAUCACUCAUACAGUACGUCGGUAUACGCUGACAUACGCUAGGGGUACGUUAGGCAUAUGUUAUAUACGUUUUGAGCACGGUCGCAUACGAUGGCAUAUGCUGGCAUACGGCGAGGCAGAAACAUUUUUUCAGCAUGUUCAAAAAUUUUGUGCGUAUUCGGACGUAUGGUUUAUACGAUAAGCAUACUUAAGGCACACGCUGAAUACGCUCUAGAGAUACGCCAGAUGUACGGUACUCAUACGCUGGCAUUUCAAAGGAUUUUUGUGCGUAUGAAAAUUAUUUCAUUAAUUUUCAUACGCUUUUCAUACGUUUCUCUCAUACGCAAUAGUGUGACAGAGCCUUAAGUAAGAAAAUAGAAUAAUUAUGUCCGUGAUUUCUGGCCAUAUACGUUGAUAAUAACUGUCAACAAUGCGUCUCUCUUAAUAUUUCCCCUUUUUUUACCAGUUCUACCAACACUGGCCAACAAUGAACAGUAUGGUCAAACGCUGACACAAAUCUGUAAAAUAUUUCAUCACGUGAUGCGUCACGUGUCUACCACGUGCAAACGGCUGGAAAAAAUAGUCGAUGAUGUGAUGUUGCUUAGUGAUGCAGUUGCAAUUCUGAACGAUGAGAAAUAUUUCAAAGCUUUUGAAAAGUAUGUUAAAAGUAUUCUAUUUUCUAUGAAUUUGUUUUAUUUUUGGAGCCUCUUUAGUUCUUGCAAGAAUUAUUAUAGUACGGAUAUUAUUGUCGAUGCAAUAGAAGUGUUGAUAAAAUAUUGCAUCAAUUCAUUUCCUCAAGUACAUUAAUUCAUACGAAUUCAAAUUUCUUUUUACUUCCUGUGCGUUUCCUAUUGGUCAGUUGGUUCUGAAACGAAAUCGAAUUGGCUCAUCUAGAAGUAACAGGAAGUUGAUCAAUUUUCUAUCAAAUGAAUUGAUCAACUUGAGGAAAUGAACUGAUGCAAUAUUUUAUCAACACUUCUGUUGCAUCGACAGUAAUACUACCUCCUAUUUUUGUUUCUAAUUAAUUUAAUGGGUGAUUCCAGUUAUAAACGAAGUUUUGAUCUCGACAAGAAGGACGAAAUCCAUAUUACCAUAGCCGGAAAGACCAUCUUAAAAUGAGUAAAAUUGCAAAGUUUGGUUGCGAAUUGUUGUAAAAUGAGGAAAAUAUAGCCAUGUGAAGUUCGCAAAUUUUGUAUAUAUUUCAUCACGCGCGGGAAAAAUAACCAUUUUUGAGCCGAAGGUGGUUAUUUUUACCGCGCGUAAUACAAAUAUAUACAAAAUUUGCGAACUUCACAGGACAAUAUUUUCUUCGUUUUACAACAUUUAGCAACCAAAUCUACUCACUCUAAGACGCUCUUUCUAGCUGUGGUGUUGGAUUUUGUUCUUCUUGCCCUGAUCAAAAUUUAGCCUAUAGCUGGGAUCACCCAUUAAUUCACAGCACUAAUUUAAUUUCAGAUAUUCCAAAGUGCACAGCGACUGUGUUGCCUGUGGUGUUUUGGAUUGCUUGGGAAAAGAUGCAAGGUGCGUUCGUAUUUUAAUGUUAACGUGUAACAUACCAGGGUUCGAAAUAGCCGCCGGCUUCCGGCGAUAGCCGGCAGUUUUAGGACCUUGCCGGCGAUUUUUAAUUUCAAAGCAUAGAGGAUCGGCGAAAAUAUUAUAUUUAUUCAUCGAUGACUCGCUUACAAUAACACCGUACAUAUACAUAGAGCUUGUUAAUGUUUGUUCCUACCCCAAAUAAAAUGUAUUAUUGCGUUCUUACAAAUGUUGUGUUGGUUUACAUCACUAUUAUUUGGCCUAUGCCCACUUCAGAACAUAACUAAACUUCGCUUGGAAAAUAGCCGGCAAAAAUUUUCACCUACAAAAAACAGCCUACAAAAUAUGACAUAUUUUCAGAACGUUAUUUCGAACCCUGCAUACAGUAGCGGAAGAAGUUGUACGUGUAUUAUCAAGGCCGGAUUUUGCUGGAAAUAGUGGGGGAGGUGGGAAAAAAUUUAGGGGAGGUGCAGCGUUCUAGCUCACGACCCCCAUGGAAUGUUAGGGCUUAGAACGGGGCAAAGUCAACGACAUGAACAGAUGUAUGCAUGUACAGUAGUGUACAUAUGUAUCAGUGUAUUAAUGAAUCAUGACUGUACAACUCCAAUUUUUACUCAUCCACAUUGCAUUAAAAGGGUAUUUGUCACAGAGAUGAUUGGCUAUCACUGUUUCAAUUUUACAGAAAAACCUUCUUACCAAGUGUAGACCCUAAGCAACCACAAAAUGUCAAAUUUUCACUUUGAUCUAUCAUUGAAACUUUCCCAAGGGGAGGUGCACGACUUUUCAGGGGAGGUGCAAAAAUUCUCAGGGGAGGUGCAAAACGAUCUGAUCAGGGGAGGUGCGCACCUCCCCUCAAAAUCAGGCCUUGGUAUUAUAGCUGAAGAAGUUAGGGAGCCAUGGUGCAAAGCUACCUCGGUAGUCUAAGGAGCUAACUCCAAGUUGAAAAUGUUUGCUUCAAAAUUUCAAAACUUACAGGUAGUUGAAUUAAGAAUUCUAGAGUUACCAACCAACUUUAAAAAUCAUGUGAAGAUAAUGGGCAAUUCCAGCUGUAGACUAAAUUUUGAUCUAGGCAAGAAGAACAAAAUCCAUCACCACAGCUAGAAAGAACAUGUUAAAAUUAGUAAAAUUGCAAAGUUUCGUUGCGAAAUGUUGUAAAAUGACUUAAAGAGGAAAAUAUGGCCCUGCGAAAUUUGCAAAUUUUGUAUUAAUUUGUAUUACGCACGGGAAUUUGCACCACAUUUGAGCCGAAAGUGGUGCAAAUCCCCGUGUGUAAUACAAAUUAACACAAAAUUUGUUGAUAGAUUUUGUUCUUCUUACCUAGAUCAAAAUUUAGUCUAUAGCUGGAUUGCCCAUUCACCAAACAGCACCGCCUAACAGCUCCAGAAAUCAUUGGCUAUACCUCCUAAAAAAUAAAAUCUACAGGCAUGAAGUGUAUACACACGUAAAAAUCUCACAUCUUGUAUUUGUAGCAAGUCUGCCAACAAGUCGUCAACAAGUUGUGUUCGCACUGCUUGCCCCAAGUUGUCAACAAGUUUGGAACAAGCUGUUAACAUCUUGUGACAACCUUGUUGAUAUUAUCAGAUUUGUUGCAAGGUUGUUCCAACAAGUCUGCUACAGUCUUGAUAUAACAAUAUUGUUACAACCUUGUGUGGUCAACCUUGUAACAUUCUUGUUAUAUCAUGACUGUUCUGACUUGUUAGAACAACCUUGUAACAAGUCUAAUAAUGCCAUCAAGCUUGUUACAAGUUGUUAACAGCUUGUUUCAAACUUGUUACAACAACUGGGAACAAGCAGUGCGAACACAACUUGUCAACACCUUGUGAACAGAUUUGUAACAACUUGUUUGCAGACCCGUAACAACUUGUGCGUUUUUGCGUCUGUAUAAUACACGCGUAAAAACGCACAAGUUGUAACAAACCUGCAUCAGACUUGUAGCAAUGCUGUUUCAACAACUUCUAAACAGGAUGCGUUCGCACUGCCUGUUCCCAGCUUGUUGAAAAAUUGUCAACGGCUUGUUGACGACUUGCUAUAAGAUCUCGAGCUCAACAGACUUGUUACAAGUUAUUCGAACAACUUGUUAUCGUCCUGCAAUUCAACAAUUUGUCAACAAGUUGUGAGCAACAACUUUGUAGCAACUUGAUAAAAUAACAGCAUUGUUACAACUUAUUGACAAGCUUGCUACAAGCCUGUUGCGAACACAUCUUGUUGACAAGUUGUGAGAUUUUUACGUGAGUAAUAUUGCCGUAAUUUUCUGAUUAUUUUUAAUAUUUAUUUUUCCUACUCUAGUGCUGUUUUUAUCAAAAGUCGAUUCGUUUUUGAAGAGAUUUUGGAUGGAUACAAUGGGGUACGAGAUCAAAAAGUAUAUUCUAUUUUGAGCUUAUCUUUUGCUAACGUAUACUUUAACAGUAUUGCUUUCUUCUCCAGGGCAUCCAAUCAGACAGUGAUGCAUUUAAAGAUAUUCUCAAACUGCCAUUACGAAGAAUCUCUCAGUUUGGAGAAAAGAUUUUCGCUCUGCAAUCUUCUUUACCUGAGGUACAUGUACUUUUAUAACUGUAGUCUGCAGCCAUGAUAUUUAACAUAUCCAGCAACUUUGGCAGUGAAAAAUUUGAAUCUUUUUAGAAUGACCCAAGUAUUACCAUGGAUAAUAAAAUAAAUGGAUAGGAAACUAGCUGACGUGACCUAAUGUUUUCAAUGGGCUGAUGGCGUGAUUGGAUGUCCCAACCUAGUUGCAAACCAAAUUCUCAAAAACGGCAUGUUUAGCAAUAAUACAGCUAAACAUUUUAGUCAAAGAGCAAAUAAAUAUAACUAUACUCCAUUCUACGAUGAAAACUCUAAGUAAUCCCAGUCAAUUUUAGCAAGUAUUUCAAGCACUAAACAGUGAAAAAUGCAUCGCAAAUUUCGUUAAAAUUGGGGACGCCAAUUUCGUACCUACAAAUGUAAAAAAAAAUACAAAACAAAGACGAAAAACAUUUACCUUGAAUACUUUGUCGUGGCUUAGGCAUGCUUUUAAAACAAUUAGACCUGUUUAUGCUUCAAUAUUACUCUUUUAAAGCGAAAAAUAUAGCGAAAGAACAAAAAUGCCGAGAACUUUGGUAUAUUUGCAAUACGCAUGACGUCACAGAUUGCAACUAGGUUUAGACUGUCACGUCAGGAAGUUUCCUAUCCAGUUAUUUUACAAUCCAUGGUAUCAGUUAUAUACACAUACCAAAAAAAUCAUAUUUGGGGCACGUUAAGAACAAAAAGCUUUCGUUGAUAGGGUGCAACUAUAUACCUGAAACAUAUAAGGAGAGUUUCGACGUUUCGAGCGAAGGCCUUUCGUCUUGAGUUACUAGAGUAAUGUCGAGGUUCUCCUUAUAUUUUUCUGGUAGUUGCAUCUCUAUCAACGAAAGCUUGUGAAUAUCAUUGGCACUACCUACACUGGCAAAGACAAUUUAAUAACAAGUAGAGCUAUGAUGUUGAAAGUUUACGUUUCGUACUGUACUGUACUGCAGUAACACUAGACCAGUAUAAGUACUACAGGGUGUAUAAAAAAAAACUGAACAGAUUUAAAAUUGCUCUCAAUUUCGCAAAACAGCUAUUUGUAUCUGGAUUUUUAUAUAUAUAGCUUCUUUGGGUACUUAAAAUGUAAAAUAAUGAAAAAAAUUUCUGGAACUCAAAUUUUGUGAACCAGGGGGGUGUGUCUUUUCCAACAAACUAAAAAUGGCUCGCGCACAAAAUUUAAAAGCUGCAAUCAUAUUUUGAGUUAACAGAUGGAAAAUUUGUCGGGAUUUUAAUUACUGUACAAAAUUUCAGACAAUUUGGUUUAGUUUAAGUCCCUUAACUAUUUACGCAAAGUUGCAAUUUUCCCGAAAAAUCAGCUAUUUGCAUGGUUAAUUAAUGCAUUUGCCUAAUUUGCAUAUGUCAGCAAUAUGCAAAUUAGGUAAAGGCAUUAAUUAAGCAUGCGAAAGGCUGACUUUUUAGAACAAAAUGAAUAGUUAAAGGGCUUAACCUAAACCAAAUUGUCUGAAAUUUUGUACAGUAAUUAAAAACCCGACAAAUUUUCAAUCUAUCAACUCAAAAUAUUAUUACACCUUUUAAAUUUUGUGCGCGAGCCAUUUUUAGUUUGUUGGAAAAGACACACCCCCCUGGUUCACAAAAUUUGAGUUCGAGAAAUUUUUUCCAUUAUUUUACAUUAUAAGUACCCAAAGAAGCUAUAUAUAUAAAAAACAGAUACAAAUAGGUGUUUUGUAAAAUUGAGAGCAAUUUCAAAUCUGUUCAGUUUUUUUUGAUACACCCUGUAGAUAAAACAUGAGCAGCCGAUCUGUAUCUGAUAUACAAACUCGAGCCGAAGGCGAGCGGGGGGAGGGGCAUAUUCAUAUAUUCGUGUUCUGCACUAUUAAUUGUGUCAUGGGGGGGGGGGGCAUAUUCAUAUAUUCGUGUUCUGCACUAUUAAUUUCUUUUGAAAUCAAUCGUUUUUACGGUUUGUGAACACGAAUAUAUGAAUAUGGUCCCCCCCACUUAUCGAUUUUUUGACGCCUAUGUGUAUAUCAGAUACAGAUCGGCUGCGAAUGUUUUAUCGUACCCAAAAAAUGACCCAUCUCAUGAGUUCAUUGGCGAAGUAAUUUUAAAAAUAAACAUUGUCUAAGCCGAGAAAAUCAAAGCUGAAGUUUAUGUAAAUCAGGACAAAUCUUUAUCCGAUUUACAAACAUUGAUUAAACAUUCAUUUCUUUUGUAUUUUCCUCGUGAAUUAUUAAUGAAUUUUUUAAGCACAGUUAAUAACCUUAUUUUAUUAACUGUGAUACUGUAUAAGGAAUGACUCUUACUGAAAAUAACUAUUUCGAUCACAUUGAAAGGAGGCCCCUUCCAGCCGUUUGUGUUAAAAGAUUGGAGCACGCUGUCUAAUAAAAUGUUAUGUUUUCAAUUAUUUCUUUCUAUGUUUCAGAAUUCCACCGAAUAUAAAACCCUGUUCGACCUCGUUAUGCAGUGGACCAAACUGUCAUCCGCAGACGACGAGCGGUUACAGGAAGCAACGCUGACCAAGGAAUUCUGGCAAGAAUGUCCGCCCAAAUUAGCGGUACGUCUUGAAAUACAGUAUAUGACAAGGCUGGAUUUUGGUGGAAAUAGUGGGGGAGGUGGAAAACAUUUAGGGGAGGUGCAGCGGUCUAGCUCACGACCCCCAUGGAAAGUUAGGGUUUAGAACGGGCCAAAGUCAACGACGUGACGUAUGCAUGUAGUGUACAUAUAUGUAUCACUGUAUUAAUGAAUUAUGACUGUACAACUCCAAUUUUGCCUUCAUUACAAUUACUACCAAGUUUCUUUCAAAACAUUGCAUUAAAAGGGUACUUGACACGGAGAUGAAUGGUUAUCACUGUUUCAAUUUUACAGAAAAACUUUCUUACGAAGUGUAGACCCUAAGCAACCAAAAAAUGUCAAAUUUUCACUCUGAUCUAUCAUUGAAACUUUCCCAAAGGGAGGUGCAUGACUCUUCAAGGGAGGUGCAAAAAUUGUCUGAUUAAUUAUAAUACUCCAUUCCACCUUGACUCUACACUGGAAAAAAAAUAGUGAAAUCCAUACUAUGAAAUUUGCAAUUGCACCACUAAAUCCAUACUAUUUUCAUACUAUUUCCAUACUAUAUUCAUAGUAUGGAAAUUGCAAAUUACUAUGAAAAAUGGAUUUCCAUACUAUUUCCAACGAAGAUCCAUACUAUUUCCAUAGUAAUAAUUUUGAAAACAAUUCCCACUGCUACAGUACCGUUUACCAAACAUCUCUGGUGGGAACAGUUCAGAAAUAAUAGAACUAUCCAAUAAAUAAAUCAAAUUAGUUUUAUUUAGCCUUAGUUUGAUCUACGAACGGUCAAAACUAUGGUUGGGUAGAACUCUUCUCAGUUGGGUUCGCAGACUAAACCCUUCCGUCAAGUCGAAUUUUCAUCACAAAAUUUUGUACUUUUGAUAGGCAUUUAACCGGUCAAAUGGCAAUGCGUCUAAUGCACCCUACAUUAUGUUACUUUGUCUAACGCCAGACAAUUUUACUCGUCAAGAAGAGAGUGCUGAAACUUAAUGGAUUAAUUAAACUAUCUGCCCAUGCAUAAUCUUGAACUGUCUGUGACAGUGUAGGUAGUGCCAAAUUUAUUAACAAGCUUUCGAUGGUAGGGAUACAACUACCUGAAAAGUAUAAGGAGAAUGGACCUAUUCCCUAAUGAACAAAAUUUUGAUCUAGACAAGUCUGGACAAACAUUUCACCACAGCUUGAAAGAGCAUCACAAAAUCAGUAAUAUUCCGAAGUUUCGUUGCGAAAUGUUGUAAAAUGCGAAUAAUAUAGCUCUGCGAAGUUUGCCAUUUUUCAAUCAUUUUGUAUUACGCAUGGGAAAUUGAUACCGCUUUCUGAAGAAAGGUACCAAUUUCCCGCGCGUAAUACAAAAUGACUGAAAAACGGCAAACUUCGCACGGCUAUAUUAUCCGCAUUUUACAACAUUUCGCAAUGAAACUUCGGAAUAUUACUAAUUUUGUGAUACUCUUUCAAGCUGUGAUAAAAUUUUUGUCUAGACUUGUCUAGAUAAAAAUUUUGGUCAUUAGAGAAUAGGUCCAUUUGAAUCGUGUUAACCCUUUAACUCUUUAAGUGACAAUGCACCCUUUAUUAUUCUACUCUGUCUAAUGCCAGACGAUUUUAAUUAUCAAGAGAAGAGUUCUGGCACUCAAUGAGUUAAAGCACGUUCUUACAUUUGUAAAUUUCCAGGAGACAUAUAGAAGACCACAUCGUCGAUUGUUAAAAAGUAGCAAGGUGUGUGAUUUAUUUCUUCCAAAACCUGGAAGGUUUUCCUCACAUUGGUUUGUUCUGCUCACUGACACAUUCUUUCAUAUCGUGGUAAGUCCUUUUUUAUUCUCUUUAUAUUUCGAUUUUUUGAACGGAAAUAGCAUGAUAAGUAUAGGUAAUAGGAUGAUUUCGAGUGCAAUUUGGAAAAAACAUUCACGAGUGAGUUUUUCAAAGACUAUCAAAAUUGCACGAGUGCAAUUUGACGAGUGCAAUUUGAAGUCUUUGAAAAACUGACGAGUGUAUGUUUUUUUCAAAUUACACGAGAAACCAUAAAAAUUAAUUGAAAAAUCAAUUUCAGAAUGUUCCAACAAGGAAUCAAGCCUUAUUAAAGUCUGUGGUUUAACUUCCCAGUGCUCUAACCACAUUAGCAAUGUAUAGGAGUAGUAACUUAUGUCUAAAUUAAGUUUGAGUCACUUAUACUGACUAUAUUAAUAUUGUUUUUUAGUCGAACAAGACUUUUUUGUCUUACGACUUAUCUACGGUCUGGGCUUCGCCUGUGCCUGAUGUUCACGCUGAGAAUUUUACGUACGUAUAAAAAUAAUCCUGAUUUGGUUUAUUUCCUUUGUUUUUUUUAUUUAUCUUAACUUGUUAGCAGUUAAACUUGGGGCACUUUCCAUUUAAUGGCCUGAUGGAAAGAUCCGGCGGUCCAUGUUUCUCAAACAUCUAGCGAAACUGGACCUCAUUCUAACUUAUCUAAAUUUUCCGGUCAGAUAGGUCCAAUGCCCAAACGUUUUGUGUUCCAUUCAACAAUUUGACCGUUCUGACCGUGUUAAUGGAAAGCGCCCUUGGGUAACAUAACCAUUACAUUCUGACACCAGAUCAAUAAUGGAUGGUGUUUACUGCCGGACCGCUAUGGAGAACAGUUUAGAACUGAUAAUGCUAAAAUUAAUUAUUUCAUCCAAUUUUCUAUAUGUAGUAUUUAAAACACGAGAAGGAGUGUUUUAUCAUAUUUAAAAGUUUUAGAUAUGAUAAAACGCGAGUUCGAGUGUUUUGAAUAGCUUAAAAUACGAUUACAAAAGAAUGCUAAUUAGGAUGAACAAUUAUAUAUAAUCAUACUAAUUAGGAUGAACAAUUAUAUAAAGAAUACGAAUGAAGAUGAGUUUUGUCAGAUAUAAAAUCACUCACAAGGUUUAUGAAUUUUUAAUGAGUAUUUUAAAUAGUACAUAGUAAAUUAAGCAUCCAUCAUUAGGAUUUAUAUGGCUUGAAGCCGUUUACAGGCGAGCAGGUUUUCUAUGACAAGUUUUCAUACGACAAGAGUACAGUAUAUACAGCAGGCAACUUUGCCGAGUUUUUCUGUGAAAACUACGCUUGUUCAAAAGUUAGCAUGGCAGCUUUGAACAAGUGUCAUGCAUGCAUGCAUGUCAUAUAGAAAAAAAUCGGCAAAGCACAAAUGUAAUCCUUUACUUUGUUCAUUCAGGAACACGAUUAAAAUCACAACACCGGAAGAAUCCAUCACUCUCUGCUCUAAAACUGCCACCGAAAAGGUAGACAAACGCUCUGAUCUACUGUGUUAUGACCGUUCGUUUCUGGACGUUUGUUGUGUUCUACAUGUAUCUCUUAUGUGUUUCUAUAGGCUCACAUCUCUUAUGUGUUUCUAUAGGCUCAGUGGUUGGUGGUUAUCAAUCAAACCAUUGCUAAAGUCUUGUCCAAGACUACUCCAUACAGGUGA
This is a messenger RNA of Paramuricea clavata, 17231 nucleotides long. Lineage: Eukaryota; Metazoa; Cnidaria; Anthozoa; Malacalcyonacea; Plexauridae. The record is from the annotation of a GenBank genome assembly.